CUGAUUGUCGCCUUUCGGCAUUUUCACAACAUUGCGCGCUGCUUCUUAUUUUCUGUUGGAUAUUUCGACAUUCCCACGCGAUUUACGUAAUCUGCGAGAGAAACCAGUCUACCCCCAUCCUCCUCCUCUCCCCGGCGAUGUCGCGAUCCGCCCAAGAAGCGGCCGCUCUGCUGCGCGGACUGCGGAUUCUGCUGGAGGCGUGUGGGCGGGAGCACCUCGCCCACGGUCGUCACCUGUGGAGCAACUCGAGCAUUCGUGAGCUCAUCGCCUCGAAUGCCGCACACGCCACACAGCUGGCGAGGAAUACGGGCAGAAAUCCCACGGAGGAGCUGCGAAAACUGCAGCAAUCCCUGCAAGAAACCGGCGAACGUGGCUACGUGGUGGCCCAGGGCAUCUGCUCGCUGCUCCAGACCAAAAUGCAGAUGUCACAAGGGGAUUCAGGGCAACAGCCGUCGGCUGAACCCGGAAAACCUCUAGGGAAACCCCAAAAUCAAGGAAAUUUCGAUGCCGCCAACCUGGACAUCUCCUCCAUCACUUUGCAGGAGUUCGAGGAGAUCCUGUCGCGCAGGAACAAGGAUCGCAACGUUAGCCUGCGCACGCCAGCUACCCAGGGAAGCCAAAAGCAGCCGGAGCAGCCACCGGGAAUCAUCCAGGACACCGAGUAUGUGAACAAUGUGCUGCGCUUUGUGGCGGGUGCAAAAACCCAGGAGGAGGAGCAGGUUCCUCCCAUAGAAACACCCCAGCUGAGCCAGGUGGCCAAGCAGCGCAAGGUGCCCUCUUCGCGGCUGGGCAGGAUGGCCUCCUUUGGCGGUUUGUUUGCCGGUCUGGGCAUUGGAACCCUCAACGAACUGACCAAGGGAGCACUUGGUCUGGGCGGCUCCACCAGCAUGCGGGAGGCUCUACUGAGCCCGGCGAACGCCGAACGCAUUGUGGACACGCUGUGCAAGGUGCGAGGAGCCGCGCUAAAGAUUGGCCAGAUACUAAGCAUCCAGGACUCGAGUGUUGUGUCCCCGCAACUGGCCAAAGCCUUCGAGCGAGUGCGUCAGGCGGCGGAUUACAUGCCCGAUUGGCAGGUGGAGCGCGUGAUGAACACCCAGCUGGGCGCCGAUUGGCGGCAGCGUCUCCAGACGUUCGAGGAGAAGCCCUUUGCCGCCGCCUCCAUUGGCCAGGUGCAUCGGGCAACGCUCAAAGGCGAUGGAAUGCCCGUGGCCAUCAAGAUACAAUAUCCCGGGGUGGCCCAGAGCAUCGAGAGCGAUAUUGAUAACCUGGUGGGCAUGCUCAAGGUCUGGGAUGUCUUCCCGCAGGGCUUCUUCAUCGACAAUGUGGUGCGCGUGGCCAAGAGGGAGCUGCAAUGGGAGGUGGACUACGAACGCGAGGCGGAAUAUACGGAGAAGUUCCGCGAGAUGAUCGCCCCCUACCCGGAAUACUAUGUUCCCCGGGUGGUGCGCGAUCUGACCACCUCGAGUGUCCUGACCACCGAACUGGUGCCGGGAGUUCCCCUCGACAAGUGCUUUGAUUUGAGCUACCAACAUCGUGCCCACAUAGCCGCCUCCGUGCUGAAGCUCUGCCUGCGCGAGCUCUUCGAGAUCGAGUGCAUGCAGACGGAUCCCAAUUGGUCAAACUUCCUGUACGAUGCGCCCAGCCGGCGGCUCAUGCUGAUCGACUUUGGCUCGACGCGCUUCUACCGGCACGAGUUCAUCCGGAAUUAUAGGCGUGUCAUAAUGAGCGCCGCCGAGGAUAAUCGCCAGGGAGUUUUGGAGAUGUCCCGCCAAAUGGGCUUCCUCACGGGCUACGAAACCAAGCAGAUGGAGCAGGCCCACGUGGAUGCCGUGAUGAUUCUGGGCGAGAUCUUUCGCUACGACGGCGAGUUCGAUUUCGGAAGGCAGAACACCACCGAGCGACUGGCCGCCUUGGUGCCCACCAUGGUGGCCCAUCGGCUGUGUCCGCCGCCCGAGGAGAUCUACUCCAUCCAUCGCAAGCUGUCGGGGAUCUUCCUGCUGUGCGCGAGGCUCAAUGUGCGCAUGAAUUGCGUGCCCUUCUACAAGGAGAUCGUGCUGGGGAAAUUCAAGGACUAAUCUUAUCGCUAGGAACCCAGUUGUAGUUGUAACCGCUAAGUGCGCUUAAUUUGUAAAUCCAAUUUGCAACACUAUUACAGAGGUUUGUGUAACAUCCUGGUUUUCUGUGCCAAGGAUCUGCGGAAUCACAAGCUCUGUACUUUUUUUUUUGUUAAAUGGUAUCAAAUAAAUCUAUUAACAUAAAACUACAAAA
Messenger RNA from Drosophila takahashii, 2268 nucleotides. It is a transcript of the gene Coq8, whose product is annotated as ubiquinone biosynthesis protein COQ8, mitochondrial. Gene Ontology annotation, biological process: ubiquinone biosynthetic process. The record is from RefSeq and is a predicted model, not a curated record. NCBI's taxonomy places the organism in Eukaryota, Metazoa, Arthropoda, Insecta, Diptera, Drosophilidae.